AUGGAACAAUUAGGCUUUCAAGUCAUCGCUGCAACACCUACCCAGACAUCAAAUUUGGGCAUGUUUUCCGGAUUGGUGAACUUGUGUAGUGUCAUGGUUGGAGCUCAUGGUGCUGGCCUUACAAAUGCACUCUUCUUACCAGCCAGGGCAUGCUGGUGCAAGUGGUACCACUGGCGCUAG
Messenger RNA from Prunus armeniaca (apricot), 180 nucleotides. The record is from the annotation of a GenBank genome assembly. NCBI's taxonomy places the organism in Eukaryota, Viridiplantae, Streptophyta, Magnoliopsida, Rosales, Rosaceae.